Messenger RNA from Exaiptasia diaphana, 4696 nucleotides. RefSeq lists its product as uncharacterized. NCBI's taxonomy places the organism in Eukaryota, Metazoa, Cnidaria, Anthozoa, Actiniaria, Aiptasiidae. The coding region runs from base 74 to 3799 and encodes 1241 amino acids. The record is from RefSeq and is a predicted model, not a curated record. The transcript has 3 exons.
UCAUCAGUUGGAGUAGAUCAUGUUGAGUUGUGGUCGUAUCUCAGCAUAAAGUCUCAUAUCCCUGUAUUUCAAAAUGGCCAAGAGACCAAGCAGUUCAAAGGACAAUGAUAUAACUCAAUCAAAAAGGCCUAGUGAUGACGAAGAUGACAAUCCAGGAGUUAUUGAAAUUAAUAGUGACCCUGGAAAACUAAUCCAGAACAUACAAAACAUACUGGAAUAUCAAAAGAAGGCUAUCCCUCAUUUGUAUCCAAGCAAGAGAAAGAAUAAAAGAUCAGAAACAAUAGCAAGUCUCAUACAAAAUAGUUUAACAGCUCUUGAUGACAGAUUGGAAGAUGCAAAGAAAGUCAAAGUUACCAUUGCAACAUUUGGAGCACUUGGUAAGGGGAAAAGCUUCAUCCUCAAUCAUAUCUUAAAGUAUGGUCUGAAAAAUCAUGACCUUAGCCUUUUGCCAUCUGGCUUUGGUGAGUCGAAAACGCGUGUUCCAGUGAAGAUUAAAUAUGGGCCAAAUGUAGAGGUCAUAGUUAAGACAAGUGAAAGAACAGAGGUCCUUUUAAAUAAAGAUUAUAACGAGACCUCAAUCGAAAAAGCAGCCACAUGCAUCAAAGAUGUCUUUGAAGAUAUUGAUUCAUAUAAAGACCUUGAGUGUGUGGAUCUUGUUGCAUGCCUCCCUGUGUUUCAGCACUUGAAAGAGGUUGUGAAAAGGAAGUGUACUUACCAUGAUGUUGAGGUAGAGAUUGAAUUUGUGGAUCUGCCAGGACUUGGCGACAGCUAUGGAAAUGCCUUAAUCAGAAAAGAACUCAAUCUUGCUGAUAUCAUGUUGGUUUUUAAAAAUUCAGCAUCCGGUCGUCAAGUAACAAUUGACGACUUAAAAGAGGUUUUUCUUAAGCGUGAUGUUUUUGAUUAUGCAAAUCGUCCAAAGUUUGUGAUAAUCGAAAACCAAAGCAAUCCUGAUUGCCCGAUUGAUGAGAAAUCGAUUAAAGAGAAACAAAAUGAAGAAGAAGCCAGACUUGCUGAAGAAUGGAGAAAACUGCAGGAACUGCAGGACAAUGAUAAUGAUGAGGACGAUAAGAAGAAAGAGGAAAGAAAGAAAAUGCGUGAGUGCUACAAAAUGGUGUAUGAGCGACUUCCAUUGACAACUGCAAAAGAGUUUCUAGAAAAGUUCCAAGAAGAAAGUAAAGCUCUCGUCUUUUCUCUCGAACUGAGAAGUCUAUUUCUUUCUGAUCUUGAGGAAGCAAUCAUUGAGCAUGUGAAUAAAGGAAUUUUGAGGAAAAACAUCCAUCCUGUAGUGCAAGGUAUCAAUAAAGAUGCUAACAUACGAAAAAAAAGGAUCAGUGCCGUAAUCUCAAAGGUAAAGAAAACACAUCAAGGAAAGUUUAAACCUCUAGAAAGCCAACCUUUCAAGUUAUCCCUAGACAGCAGAGAAGAUGAGGAUUUCUUCAACAAAAUUGAGAGCGAUAUUUUUGCACUGGGCUUGCAUGCAGAUACCGAUAUACUUAAGRUUCAUAAAGGUUUGGUGAACAUGUUCAAGAAACUAACAGUGGAUCAUCUUCUACACAAACUGAGGUUGUCUCUUAAGGAACACUAUGAAACACUAGUUGGCAUGACUGAAAGAGUUAAUGGUUUGUUUAUCUCUGAACAGGGUUUAAGCCAUUUUGCUCGCAUGUCAUGUGAAACUGAGGUCAACAAGUUCAUGGAAGAGCAUGCGAGAAGCCUCAUUGAUAACUGUUUAAAGAAGCUGUUUGACAAGACACCAAGUCGAGAAGUGCAAAAGCAGUGGACUGAGUCGCAUGAUGACAAGGAACAGAAAAAGAAGUUGUUAGAAGACCACUUCAAUCUGCUAAUACCACAUCUUGCAGAGCUCUUAUCAAGAGGAUCACGUGACGAUAAAUUGGUCACAUUGCGGGAUACCCUUCUUCACUGUAUUAAUGAGAUAGUAAGGUUGGGUUUUAAGAAUGAGGGCGUUGAUGAUCCGAAUAACGAUGUAACACUAAAUAACAUCAAGAAAAGUAAUUUGGAGGUAACCAAAUUCUCACUUAAGAUGAUACGAGAACUUAACCCUCACUUCGAACACAAAAAGGAAUUUGUAGAUUCUAAAGAUGAUUUUCCUGCUCAAUUCCUGACAUUCGAAGGGCAUGAAGCUAAUGUGCUGCCACCUAUAAACCAUACCAGCAGACUUAACAAGGUAUUUGCUCUACUGUCAAAAAACAAGAAAGGUGCACUUGAUGAAUUGCGUAGAAUGCUAGGGUUCAAAGUUGGGUCAAUAACAGUCCCUGAUGACUGUGAUGAAUUUCAGUGGACAAGAAUUCUACUGAAGGUCUUGCAAUCUGAUCCCGAUUUCCAUCACAUGACUCUUGAUGAUUCACUGCAUGGGUCCUGUAAAGUUGAACUAGGUACAGUUCCAGACAACUAUCUUAAGAUAGCUAAACAACAGCUUUUUGCCUAUCAAAGGUCUAAAACCACGUGCGACAUCGAACUUGAUCAGUCCAUUCCAAAUGAUACCAUAAGAAUCAAUGUCAACGAGGCUCAAAAUGGACUCACUGCUUUUGUCUGUCCUGCCCUACAUGUUGAUUUGAAGAAGCUGAAAUCUCAUGAACCCAUGAAACAACUUGCACCAGUCUUUAUCCCAUCUAUCCAUUAUGGCCCCAAUAUUGAAGAACUUGGGAAUCUAUUCCUUGAGGAAGAUCCAUGGACAGCCAGAGAGGAAGAUGGCGAAGAUGAUAACGAUGAUGACACAGCAGACCAGGAGCCAAACACAGUUGAUCAUCAACAAACGGGGCUUGAGGAGUUGCCUGUCACCAUAUUCUGUGUUGUUGAACCCGGUCAUGAGGACAAAUUCAGAUCAACCUUGGCCAAAAAGCCCCCUAACAGUAACAUAUCAUUUCGAUAUGUUGUCCUUCCACAAAAUGGCCGUGGGAUAGGUGUUUCAAGAUCCAUCAUCAAGUUGUUAGCUGAGAGCUUGAAGUUACCACUGUAUUGGACAGUUGAUGAUGACAUUAAGUUGAUCAGGGAGUACAACAACAAUUCCGGCUACUGGAAGAGAUCUACCAUAGGAAGAGCCCUUCUCUAUGGACAACAUGUGUACGAAGAUUGCAAAAACAGAGUAGUAAAUGAUAUUCCUGAACGCCAGAGGUACAAAUAUGCCAAGGCUCUGCUCAAAGUCUUUCCAGAUUGGGCCGAAGAAAGUGAAACAGUAUUGGUAGCUGAGCGUUUGAUGAAUGACUCAAGGUCACACGAUAUUAUAAAAAACAACAUUUUCUGUCUCAAUGACCAAUUCCCAGACGAAAUGAUAGAAAAAGAUUGUGACGGAGAUCCUUGUAAAGAAAAACAGUUGCGUGAAGCAUUAGAAAAAUAUAUCGAGACGUUCAAAGAAUAUCUGCUACAUGGGAAUUACAAGCGCAUUGGAAUGGUGUCAAUUGGACAUGAAAGUGGGAGGAAGAAUGGCUAUUAUUUACGAAGUGAUAAGCAUUACCGUAAAAGCAUGCAGAACUACCAAAUGGUACUCUACAACCAAGAAGCCUUGGAAGGCUUCAACUACGUCACAGAUGAAGUGAUACUUCAGCACAAAGAAGGUACUGUCCAUCAGGAAGACCAGCGAGAUGUUCGUUACCUUGGAUUGAAGUGGGAGGACAAAUCGUUCUGCAGGGCCUUGAAAUUCUACGGGAUCAUUGGAUACCAAGUCAUCACUGUUGCUUUGGCAAAUCAAAAACUUAGAAAUGCAUUUGGAAGAAUUGGCAACUCAUACCAGCCAGAACCACUACAAGGUGAUGAUGAUGACAUAACCCAUGCUGAUGAGGAGUGAAUAAGACUUUAAUCACACUAUGAACAUUUGACUUAUUGCCUAAAGCAAUUGACCAAGUGUAUAUGAGACAUUUUUAACUAGUAAUUUUUAGCAUUUAAUGCAUAAUUAUAUUUUAUAGCUUGGCUCUUCAACACUUUAAAGUAUUUUAGACUUUUUUGAAUAGUUUUUAAUGGGUACGUACAUCUAUGUUCAUGUGAACGAAAGCUAUUAUAUAUAGCUGAAAAAAAAAACUUUAUUGAUUUUAAUCUGAUUUGUAAAUCUUACAUUUGAGGAAAUUUCGUUGUAGAAUAUUGGUCUUUUCGAUCGUACGAUCUGGGAAGACCAUUUAAUAGGUAAAUAGGUUCAAAAGGUAUAAGUUUAUGGGGAACAGUAUAUUACUAGUAGCUGGUAUUCAUCUAUUGUAAAAGUCAGACAAAACAUCAAAGGGUCGUGGUCAACCAACAUCCUUUUCGGCUGAAAAUAAAAGUAGAACAUAAUAAUUUGGACGCACUAAAUCCUUGAAACAAAUAUUACUAAUUACUAGUAAAUAGAGUUGAUAAGACAAAAGUAAUUAGCACAUUAGUUUAUCACCAAUUGAUAGUGUUUUUACAGAUAAAGUGCAUUUGCUCUAAUACACCUUUUCAGUUGCUCUUAGGCCUCGAUAGCAAGUUAAUUAUUCUUUUGAAUUUGACAAAUGAGACUAUUCAUAUCAAUGUUUGCAUUUCUCACAUUCCUACAAAUUCAAAAGAAUAUUCAACACACUGUUGAGGCCUAAGAGCAGCUGAAAAGGUGUAUUAUAAGGGGGAAACCAUACUUUUUAUAUACCAUAAUAUUGAUCUUACAGUAAAAGAGACUCACAUUUGAGAAAGUUAAUUUUUAUUUGCAUUUUUGUAAGAAAUAAAGUAGCUGYAUCUAGAA